Molecule: messenger RNA, 792 nt
Organism: Selaginella moellendorffii
Lineage: Eukaryota; Viridiplantae; Streptophyta; Lycopodiopsida; Selaginellales; Selaginellaceae
Exons: 1
Coding region: 26-697 (223 amino acids)
Source: RefSeq, a predicted model, not a curated record
CUCACAUAAUUUCCCAAGCAUUUCAAUGGAGCUUGCUGGAUUUCUUUUGAUCCUCUCGCUGUGUGCCACCUCCGCCCACGCCCAGACCACUCUCGUCUUCGCAAACAACGCCCAAGGAACCGCCGGCGGUAGGCGCUUCGACUCCGUGGUGGGCGCCCAGGGAGCCUUCACCAUCCUCUCCGACGCCAUCGCCUUCGUCCAGUCCACAUUCGACUACUCCAAUCCAUCCACGCCCAAGAAGAGCGUCGCCAGGAUCACCUUCACGGUCGACGAUAUCGGCGGCGUCGCGUACACCAGUAACGAUCAGAUCCAUCUCAGCGCGUCAUAUGUUGGGGAUUACAGCGGCGAUGUUGCGAGAGAGAUCCGGGGAGUGAUGUUCCACGAGAUGACUCAUGUGUGGCAGUGGAACGGGAGAGGGGGCGCUCCCGGGGGAUUGAUCGAGGGGAUUGCCGAUUUUGUGAGGCUCAAGGCGAAUCUGGCACCGUCGCAUUGGGUGAAGCCCGGGGCGGGGAAUCGGUGGGAUGAGGGGUACGAUGUUACUGCCAGGUUUCUCGACUAUGUCAACAGUCUAAGCGCAGGCUUUGUGGCCAAGCUCAAUGCCAAGCUUGCAACUGGGUGGAGCGAGAGCUACUUCCAGGACUUAACCGGGAAGAGCGUUGGAACCCUUUGGAGCGAUUACAAAAAAAAAUACAGCUAAUCAUAACGAAAAAUGAUUCAAUAUAUAUUAGUAAAUACCUUAAAAUAAAUGUGAUGAAAAGGAUUUUUAUAAUACUUAUAUUUAUUUAAAGUUUU